AUGUUUCUUGCUGCCAUAACGGUAGAUUGUAACAAUAUUGGGGGCAUGCCUCAUUGCCCACCUAACCCGAUAAUAAUGGCUGACAUUCCAUCUUUUCUUUGUUUUCUUUCUUUAUUUUCUGUUUUUCUUUUUUCUUUUUUGUUUACUACUUUUUCUUCGUUAAUGCUUUCUUUCGUUUUUUUUCAUUUUCUUUUUAACUUUCUCUUUCUUUUGACCCGAUUCAUUCACUUUUUUAUUUUAUUUUUUCUUUCAUCUUAUAAUUUUCUUUUUUUUUUCCCUUCUUCUCAUCUGACAGGAAUUCAUUUUCCAACCUUUUUGUAUGCGUCUUUAGUUGCCGUCAGUUCAAUUCAUUCAUUCAAUCUUUUUUUUUUUAUUAUUGUGAGCUCACUUUUCUUUAGUUUUCUUCUUCUUCUUCUUCUUCUUCUCUCUCUCUCUCUCUCUCUCUCUCUCUCUCUCAAGCAUUUCUACCUUAGUUUGUUCAUAUCUAUCUAUCUAUCUAUCUAUCUAUCUAUCUAUCUAUCUAUCUAUCUAGUAGGUUCAUAUCUAUUUCAUUUUAUUUAUAUUUACAUAACGCUCAUUGUGUUCAUAACUCUAUUUGAUUCUGUUUACCUCUCGCUUUCAUUCUGUUUCUAUCUAUCUAUCUAUCUAUCUAUCUAUCUAUCUAUUUAUCGAUCGAUCUAUCUAUCUAUCUAUCUAUCUCAGUCUAUCUAUCCAUCUAUCUAUCUAUCUAUCUAA
This is a messenger RNA of Acanthosepion pharaonis, 735 nucleotides long. Lineage: Eukaryota; Metazoa; Mollusca; Cephalopoda; Sepiida; Sepiidae. The record is from the annotation of a GenBank genome assembly.